GCAGCGAUAUAUGGCUGGUAUGCUGAUGGAUGUCGAUGAUAUAUGACUGAGACACGAGGACGAUUGGCUUUUGAUAAGACCCCAGCUUAGGUCGUGCUGGUAACACGAGGUCCAGUCCGGAUUUCGUUGGUUGUACGUCUUCGAGUGUGGCGGUUCCACGCGAACCUGUAAAAUCGUCAGUGCAAGCGCUCUUCGCAGUCGCCGUCGUCGCUGUCGAGACUAGCUGCGUAGACCAGGGCGCUUAACUCUGACUUCUCACUAGCACCAACUUGUCAACUCAGUCCACCAGCCAUUCACGGCCUGCUGGCCAUGAAAGCGUUUCUCAACAGGUUCAACCGGGGCCUCUCGAAAGACAAAGACAGGGACAAGGACAGAGAGAAGGACAAGGACAGGGAAAAGGACAGAGACUCCCUGUUCGUCCGCGACCGCAGCGACACCACAACCCUCAGCUCGUCCACCAACUCCCAGUCGCCCAAUGCCACCCCGCUCACCCGCAAGAAGGAACUCGCCCAACUGCCCCCGCUGCGGGAAUGGCCGCCCUCACACCCAGCUCACAGUCGCCCGGAGAGCAGGCAGGAACGUCUCUCGUCCUCCUCUCCAAGCAUCACUCCAAGCCAGAUCCAGCGGUCUACCAGCGCUGGAACCACUGGAACCAGUGCUGCGGACACCCCUUCCUCAAUUGCGUCCACGAAACCCCUGCCGGACUUGUCUACCCGGCCUCUCCCACCAAUCGAAGAACCCCAUGACGCAGACAAUGACAGCGGCGUCGGCCUCCCCGUGUCUUCUCCCGUCCCCAACCCUGCAGACCCAACAGAUCCUGCCGUUAAAUCCAGUGCACUCAAGUCAUCCAACGGUUCGGUAAGCACUACCACCACCACCACGGACACGCAGAAAAAGGUCGCCUUCCUGUCCCCCCCGCAAACUCCCUCGGGACUUUCGACGACACAGCCUCUUCCAGAGACCAACAAAUCCACCAAUACCGGAUUGUCACUGCAGUCAUCUGCAGGCGCUCCGUCGAAAACCGCCCUUGCUCGUUUUCAAGCAGCACAUGGCAAGGAUACGCGUGGUUCUACUUCUACCGCCACAUCAAACACACGUACAGACGCUACUUCCAAGUCAACCACCACCACCACAUCCCCCGCAGCCGCUCCACCCCCUGCUGUGACUACAACUACCGCAGCACCGAGCAUCAAAGCAACAUCAACACGCACAGCCCCAUCGCCAUAUCCAGUCUCUGUGCGUUCCCAAACCCCCUUCUCCCAAAUGUCCGUAUCCAGUACCCGUAUCCUUGCGGUUUCCUCGUGGAGUGAGGGCGCCGAGGAUGAUCUUGUCAGCAACCUCGGUCCCCGCGAACGGACCAGACAGGAGGUCCUCUGGGAGAUCGUCGCUAGCGAAGAGCGAUAUGUCUGUGACUUGCAGAAAAUGAAGGAAACCUUCAUCGAUCCUCUCCUACAUCCAUUUGCAACACCACCAGCUACCUCCCCUACACCUUACGACUACGAUGAUUAUUCAAUCGCUCCCUCCAGAUUCGAGGCAACCCAGGACUCCAUGGAUACCCUCCCACCCAUAGCUGCACGUUUCAUGUCCCCAACGGGUUUCCGUAACGAGGGCCCCUCACCGCAAGCACCAGAUACUAAAUCCCUCGCAUUGACUACUCCAAAUAUUGAUGGAGAGUCCAUGGACACGGACGACGACGACACCGAGCACGUGCACGGGCAUCAGGGCAACCACGCUAAAGUCGCGGCGAAGCACAGUCAUCCCCGCUCACCUUAUCGUACAGCAUCUGCCGCUGCCGGUAAGAACGGAAAAACAAAGGAGACAGUCCCCUUCCCCUCGCGUUCACACGUGUCCAUACCUGCCGGACAGCGUGCGCGCAUCAACCAAGCGGCAAUGUCCACGCAUUCGCUGGGGAGGCAAUCUGUGGCAGAACACGAUUGUGACAGGGAUGUUGCAAGAGAUAAGGAUAGAAAUAGGAAGGACAGUACUAAGACAACGCCAACCAUACAUACUGCCCGUGUCCUACGGAGGUUCAAACGGUCGCAAACGGGGCCGGAUACCGUGCUGCAGGGUUUGGUCCCUCCACACCUUCUUCCGGAAGAUUUGCGCAUAUGUUUGGAGGUCGUUGAGAGCGGCGUUUUGGAGGGGCAUACCAAACUUAGUGAAGGGCUCAGAAAACGAUACGACGAGCAAUACCCCCUUGUGCGAUCCUUGGCAGAUGUAUUUGUCUCGAACUCGCACAUAUUUCAGGGCUACGCAACUUACGUUCUCCAUCUCGAGCGUGCGCUCGAACAGGUUGACAAUGCACUUUCGACUGCCAGCGAGGCGAAGAAACCAAAAAAUCAGGACGCCGCGGAAUGGCUGAAGGUGUGCAAGAGUCUGCAGCGGCUGGAAGAGCUCGCAUGCGAGAAGGGUGAGACUGGUCUCGCCAUCUCCCUCUCGAAGCCGUUUCAGCGGCUGCUCAAGUACCCGCUCCUCUUCCAAAACCUCCUCUUCCACACCGACCCUAGUACUUUCGAGUACGAAAGUUCGCUGCAGAUGGUAGCGGAGAUCGAGACCAUUGUAAGGAGCAUCGAAGACGAGAAAAUCCAGAAGGAAGAUCGGGACAAGACCAGAGAUGUGUUCGCCCGGAUUGAAGGGUUGGACAAGGUCAAACAACUCGCGAUACCGAAACCUGCUCGACUGCUCAUAGAAGAGAGACAAUUGUUCGCAGUAGGACGAGAUACCACGUCAGGCAGUCCAAAGGGAUCGAGUCCACCCCCAGCAAUCGCGAACAAGAAUGUGAAGGGCAAGACUUCGCUUCGCAGGCUGAGUGAUGUGCUCGGGUCUGGUUCGGGUAUUGGGGGAAAGAAGGACUUGUGGUUGGUAGUCUUCAAUGACGUGGUACUGAAAUGCCAGCGUACGGGAACGACAUCGCUGCCUUUAGUAUCUUCCACCAACUCUCGAACCAACUCAUUACCAGACAUGCAGGGCAAAACCAAGUAUGCGACUACAGGACGUCGGAACUCGCAUACUAAGCCCCGCAACUUGUACAAGUUCAUAAAAAUUGAAACUUGGGCAAUAGGGGACGUUGUCCAACCCAAAGAAGGUGUCGUCGCUAUGGAAGAUGUCGUGCGGUCCAAGGCGGAAGCGCACUCGUCUAAUAAGCCUAAGAUUAUACCCCUUCCUGAUGACGAUGACGACGACAACGACUCCGAUGACUCAGAUAAAAAGAGCAAAAUGAGUUUCUCCUAUUGGGGCGCCGACAAGAUCACGCUCCAAAAACCAGUCCUGAAGCCUAAGCAACCCGGUGUCGGCGGACCAUCGCGUCGCGUAUCCCCUGGAGGGACGUCGUACGCCCGAGAAUCGUCUGCCAACGCCAAGUUUGGCACACGGCUAAUGUCCGCUGACCAAGCACCUGCACUCCGUCCUGGCACCAGGAGAGCACCAACUGUUACAAGUACGAGGACCCGUGUCAAUCCUUCUGACGACAGUCAAUCUGUCAAAGCCACAGUCACGCGGCCUGCGUGGGGCACGAGUGUUCGGUCAAACCCUGCUAAUCCUCCUAAGCGACAACGCCAGACCUCUCAAACAAGCGCAACUACGGCGCGGCCCGAUAACCUAUCCGCGACUAACAAUGGUAGCGGCAAUAAUGACAACAACAAAUCCCAAGCUUCACCUGUUGCAUCGGAAGACUCCGCUUUGAAUCUAUACCGGCAAAUCACUAUUCAGGAUCCGACCCUGAAUCAAUUGUAGAGUGCUGGACGGGUGUGUUUUUCGCUAGUGGCGUCCAGAACCCUUUUGUUUCCUCAUUUCCAUAUCAUUUCGUUCUCGCUCUCUCUGCGCUUUCUUGACUGGCCACACCUCUCCCAUUGCCUUAAUUACAUCUGAUGUCCCGUCCUUUCCGUUGCAUUAUGGCCGACACUCUCCUUCAUCCAACUCGACUGUUACUACAACUGCGUUUCCUUUUACUGCUCAGUCAGUUGGUACCCUCCCUUGUUUGAUGAUACCUCAACAACACUCUCAUUGAUUGAUUUUGGUCUUGUUUUUUCCAUCUAUUACUUUUUAU
Messenger RNA from Pisolithus orientalis, 4045 nucleotides. Its product is annotated as Dbl-like domain-containing protein. Gene Ontology annotation, biological process: positive regulation of Rho protein signal transduction. The transcript has 5 exons. The record is from RefSeq and is a predicted model, not a curated record. Gene Ontology annotation, molecular function: guanyl-nucleotide exchange factor activity. NCBI's taxonomy places the organism in Eukaryota, Fungi, Basidiomycota, Agaricomycetes, Boletales, Pisolithaceae. Bases 310 to 3732 code for a protein of 1140 amino acids.